This is a messenger RNA of Aureobasidium pullulans EXF-150, 3822 nucleotides long. RefSeq names its product ATP-binding cassette multidrug transport protein. Lineage: Eukaryota; Fungi; Ascomycota; Dothideomycetes; Dothideales; Saccotheciaceae. Gene Ontology annotation, biological process: transmembrane transport. The coding region runs from base 1 to 3822 and encodes 1273 amino acids. The transcript is spliced from 10 exons. Gene Ontology annotation, molecular function: ATP binding; ATP hydrolysis activity; ABC-type transporter activity. The record is from RefSeq and is a predicted model, not a curated record. Gene Ontology annotation, cellular component: membrane.
AUGGGUGAGAAGGUGCCCGAAAACGCCAAUCUGGGGUUGAACCCUGGCUCUCCGCUCUCUGCUAUAGAGUCGAUCAAUGGCGAAGCAGUACCUAAACAGAUGUCCGCAACGAGAGCGUUCACGCGCAUCUUUUUCUAUGGGACGCCGACCGUGUGGUGCUUACAAGCAAUCGCCCUGAUCGCUGCUUGUGGGUCUGGAGUCGCUCUCGCGCUAGUAAAUCUCGUACUUGGCAACUUCAUUACGCUGCUGAGUGGAUUCAGCUCAGGACAAGAUGUCCCAGCGGAUUUCAUGUCUUUGGUCUCCAAGCAAUCACUAUACUUUGUAUACAUCGGGAUUGCUCGCUUUGGCUGCAUCUACAUCUAUUCGACCACAAUGACAUAUACGGCUCUCAAAUUGGGUCGCAAUAUGCGCCACGAUUACAUGCGUUCUGCACUACGUCAAGAUAUCAGUUUUUUCGAUCAUGGAUUUGCCGGAUCAAUCUCCAUGCAAGCAACAUCCAACGGCCGCCUCAUCCAAUCUGGCACCUCCGAGAAACUGGGUCAGAUGAUACAGGCUACAGCGACCCUGAUCGCUGCAUUCAUCAUCGCUUUCGUCACUCAAUGGAAGCUCACACUUAUCUUGAUCUGUAUUGUACCCGCUUUGAUCCUUAUGGUCGGUACCGCCGGAGGUAUCGAUGCAGGCAUUGAAACGGACAUACUAAAGAUAUAUGCUCAAGCGGGUGCAUUUGCUGAGUCCUCGUUGGGAAAUAUACGAGCAAUCAACGCCUUCAGCCUCGGUCCAAGGAUUGUCGACCGAUACUCGGUGUAUCUUGAACAAGCGCGCACUCUCGGUCGGAAGAAAGACGUCCUGUACGGCCUCCUGUUUGCCGGGGAAUAUUUCGUCAUGUUUGCCGGGAUGGGUCUUGCGUUUUGGCAAGGAAUUGCCAUGAUUGCACGCGGAGAGGUGGAUGGUAUUGGUACCGUGUUCACUGUGCUAUUUUCUGUUGUCAUCGCAUCAGCUAUGUUGAACUCCAUUGCUCCCAACAUGGUCACGUUCACCAGAGCAGCAUCAGCCGCUGCCGAACUCUUCGAACUCAUCGACAGACCGUCAAGGAUAGAUCCUUUCGACCUCUCUGGAGAGAAGCCCGCCUAUCUUGAUGGGUCAAUCGACAUCAAGGAUGUGACUUUUAGCUAUCCAACUCGACCGAACAAUCCUGUCUUGGAUGGAUUCAGCUUACACGUGCCUGCUGGAAAAGUCACAGCACUUGUGGGAGCUAGUGGCUCUGGCAAGAGUACAAUCAUUGGGUUGCUCGAAAGGUGGUACAAUCCAAGCUAUGGAGAGAUCACUCUGGAUGGUGCAACGCUGCAAAAUCUCAAUUUGCGUUGGCUCCGCACCAACAUGAGAUUAGUACAACAGGAACCUGUGUUGUUCAACGGCACCGUAUUCGAAAACAUCUGCAAUGGCCUUGUUGGUACGCCGUGGGAACAUCUCCCUCGAGAUGAACGACUAGCAAGAGUCAAGGAUGCCGCUCAGACGGCAUACGCCCACGACUUUAUUGAGGCACUCCCACAAAGAUAUGAGACGCGCAUUGGUGAAAGGGGAGGUCUACUCUCUGGUGGCCAAAAACAGCGUAUUGCCAUUGCUCGAAGUAUCGUCUCUCAACCCAGGAUUCUUUUACUCGACGAGGCCACCAGUGCUCUUGACCCUCAAGCGGAGGCUAUUGUCCAGAAAGCCCUCGAUAAGGCAUCUGAAGGCCGUACGACCAUUGUUGUCGCUCACAAGCUGAAGACCAUCCAGGCUGCCGACAACAUCGUGGUCAUGAAGCAAGGCAAAAUCAUCGAGCAAGGCCCACAUGGCGAGUUAGUCGCUCGCGGCGGCGCUUAUGCAACUCUGGUACGGGCUCAGAAUCUGUCAACUUACGACCGAGGAAGUGACUAUGAAGCUUGCGAUGGGGAAGAAAAGCCAGGCGAUUUGGCUCUCGAGAAGAGUCAGACAUUCAGUCGACAUGACACAUUCACGCAAGAAAAGCUGGCUCUGCUCAGAGAACGAGAAGACUACGGACGGGCCUCAAAGAUGGGGAUCCUGUCUACCGCUAGCAAACUUGUGCGAGCUACUCCAGAUCUGAAGUGGUGGUAUAUCCUUGCCUUAAUCACCAGCGUCCUAGGAGCUGGUGUGUACCCCGGUCAAGCUCUGCUUUUAGGCAACGUCAUGGAUGUGUUCGACCCUGAGCUGGACCAAAGUCGGGGCAAUUUCUAUGCUUUGAUGUUCUUCAUCAUGGCGAUUUGUCUCUUGUUCGUUUACAUGGCCAUGGGUUGGGUCAGCAAUCAUAUCGCGCAGGCAUACGGCCACGACAUCCGCAAACGAACUUUUGCUGCUUAUUUGAGACAGAAUUUACGCUUCUUCGAUCGACCCGAGAAUACCAUUGGAUCUCUGACCAGCCGACUCGAUUCUGACGCGCAAUCUCUGUUCGAGUUGAUGGGAUUCAACAUCACCAUAAUCAUGCUCUCAAUCGUCACCAUCAUCGUCUGCUCCAUCCUCUCUAUUGCCGUGUCAUGGAAGCUUGGCCUCGUGGGUGUCUUCGCAGGGAUACCUCCAAUGAUUCUUGGAGGCGUCAUUCGUGUCAGAGUCGAGACGAAGAUGGACUCUGAUAUCGAUGCAAAGUUUUCCAAAAGCGCUUCUAUCGCAUCCGAAAGCAUUACAGCCAUCCGGACAGUCUCUUCUCUCGCCAUCGAGGAAGAUGUUUUGCUGCGCUAUACGAACGAGCUCGAUGCUGCUAUAUCCGGAUCUCGAACUUCACUUCUGUCGAUGAUGAUGUUCUUUGCAUUUACGCAAUCGAUUGAAUUCUUCGUCUUGGCUCUAGGCUUCUGGUGGGGCUCCAAAUUGAUCGCUGCAGGCGAUAUCGACUUUUAUCAAUUCAUCGUGUCCUUCAUGGCUGUUUAUUUCUCCGGUCAGGGUUGUGCAACCACGUUGACUUUUGCGAGCAGUUUCACAAAGGCAAAUGCCGCUGCCAACUACUUCUUCUGGCUGUGCGAUAUCAAGCCCACCGUUCGAGAGACCGAUCAAAACAAGGAUUUAGUGCCACUGAAUGGCUGCACGUCAUAUGACUUUGACAAUGUCCAAUUCGCAUAUCCUCUGGCGCCGGAUACACGUGUACUUAAAGGAGUGUCGUUGACGAUCAACCCAGGAGAGUUCGUCGCAUUCGUGGGUGCUUCGGGUUGCGGCAAGAGCACCAUGAUAUCACUCCUCGAGCGAUUCUACGACCCGACAAGCGGGCAAAUCAUCAUAGACGGCGGUCAUCAUCUCGCAGACCUCAACCCGCGAGUAUAUCGCCGUGCGGUUUCUCUGGUGCAGCAGGAACCUACUCUUUUCCCCGGCAGCAUCCGCGACAACAUUUCCAUGGGUAUCGAUCAAGAUGGCGAAGAAGUCGAUGAUGAGAUGAUCAAACAAGCCUGUCUCGCAGCCAAUGCCUGGGAAUUCAUCUCCUCUCUCCCCGAAGGUCUCAACACCCCUUGCGGGACAGGCGGCGCACAACUCUCUGGUGGACAACGCCAACGCAUCGCAAUCGCUCGAGCACUGAUCCGCGACCCUAGAGUUUUGCUCUUGGAUGAGGCAACAAGCGCUCUAGACACCGGCUCGGAGCGAAUCGUGCAGGCCGCGCUGAUGGAAGCGGCUUCCAAGAAUUCCCGAAUCACCAUCGCAGUAGCUCACCGAUUGUCAACCGUGACAAAUGCAAAUCGGAUCUUUGUGUUUUACGGCGGCAAGAUAGUCGAAGCUGGAUCUCACUCGGAGCUUGUCGCAAGGGGUGGUAUUUAUACCGGAAUGUGUGAGGCUCAGAACAUUUAG